AUGACGAAAGCAGCAGAAACGGCAACGUUCCUUGGUAUCAUUGGAACAGUGUACCUUUUGUUCUUAUUUCAAAUUCUGCCUAGUUCAGAGAAAAUACGGAUCGAUAUCCUGCCUGUGUUACCGUGGUGGGCUCUAGUGUCAUUUGGAGCAUAUUCAUUGGGCAAUAUUGGAUAUCAUGUAUACAGGUUUAAGGAUUGUGAAGAUGCGUAUCAUGAAUUAAUGGCUCAAAUUAACGAAGCAAAGAAAAGUCUCGCAACACAAGGCAUAAGUGUAGAUUAA
Molecule: messenger RNA, 279 nt
Organism: Paraglomus occultum
Lineage: Eukaryota; Fungi; Glomeromycota; Glomeromycetes; Paraglomerales; Paraglomeraceae
Source: the annotation of a GenBank genome assembly